Drosophila guanche is the source of this 536-nucleotide messenger RNA. RefSeq names its product larval cuticle protein III/IV-like. The record is from RefSeq and is a predicted model, not a curated record. Gene Ontology annotation, cellular component: chitin-based extracellular matrix. Gene Ontology annotation, molecular function: structural constituent of chitin-based larval cuticle. The transcript is spliced from 2 exons. The coding region runs from base 66 to 404 and encodes 112 amino acids. Lineage: Eukaryota; Metazoa; Arthropoda; Insecta; Diptera; Drosophilidae.
AGCGACAUUCGCAUUUAUUUUGGCAUCAGUCUCACAAGUUCUCUAGUCAGACAAUCAAAUACAAAAUGUUCAAGAUCCUGCUUAUCUGCUCCCUUGCCGCCCUUGUGGCCGCCAUCGAGAAUGCCGAGGUCAAGGAGCUGAUCAACGACGUCAAUCCCGAUGGCUUCAAGACGGUGCUGUCCCUCAGCGACGGCACAGCCUCCCAGGCUGUUGGUGAUGUGCACGGAAACAUCGAUGGUGUCUACGAGUGGGUCUCCCCCGAGGGUGUCCAUGUUCGCGUUGCCUACAAGGCCGAUGAGAACGGUUACCAGCCCACCAGCGAUCUGCUGCCCGUUGGCCCACCAAUCCCAGAGGCUAUCCUGAAGUCUCUGGCCUGGAUCCAGGCUCACCCCAGCAAGGAAUAAGCGUAUCAUCCUCUAGGACUGCACAACGGACUCGAAACAGCAAGUUUGGACCCGGAUUAUCCUCACUUGCUGCAUUAUAGUUAGGAUCUGAACAGCAUGCUGUACGAAUAAAUACAAUUAACGAAACUGAAA